AUUUCGUACGAUUCUAUUUUGAUUGAUUAGGUUUCAUCCUCCAUAACAAAACACCACCGGUAUUGAUGAUUGAUGAUGAUCAUGAUCUCGUCGCUUUUGAGAAUGAUUACAAAACCAGGAUCAGCCAAGCGAAUUGAUCAUCAUCCUAUUCCUUCCCAGUUGGUGUAAGGGUUCCAUUUCAACACCUUGCUUUUGAGUCGAUCGCCAAAAAUCAUGGGCCCGACACCUAAUACCUGCGCCCGAUGCUGAUGCGGACUUCAAUAUACUUUGCUCUGUUCUUCCAAAAUUCCCUUCUCCUUUUCCCAAACUCUUAUCUCGAUCUCCAUUUCUCUCUCUCUCUCUCUCUCUCUCUGAUCUUUUCUCCACCGUCGACGCUCUCUGCUGCUUCUUUUGGAUUCCUCUCUGUGUUUGAGUUAUGGAGUUCUUUCUUGAACUUGCGCUUACCAUUAGUCUUCCUCUUCUUAUUUCCUUUGUUAUUACUAAGCUUUUUUCCAGGGGCUCGACCGACGAGGAAUUGGCUCCGUUUGGCUUUGACUUGCAAUUUGGAUCGCGAAUUCAUAAUCUGGAAAGUGGAAAACCUAGUGUUGUUGUCGAAGAUUUUGUCGGUGGCGAUGAGAUUGUUGAAUGUCAACCGAAACAGGGGGAUUCCACCGCCAUCGUUGAAUCAAGAGAUGAAACUGAGAGUAAAUGCGACGCGGCGGUGAUUGACUCUCAGAGGAUCGUUGAAAAAAGAGUUGAGAGUGACUACGAUAAUGGCGACGGUGAUUGCGGCGGGGAGGUUGGAGAGAACGCGAUCGAUGAAAGUUCUGUUAGGGCCAGGUGUGAGGAAACUGGAAUCAAUCGGGAUAAGGAGGAUGUCCGCGAAGACUUUGAAGUUGAGGCCGUCGAGAGUGAUCGGAGCAAGGUCUCCGGUGAAGUGAACGACGAGGGAAGAUCGGCGGAGGAAAUUGCCGUGGAGGAUGAUGAUUGGGAGGGAAUUGAAAGAACUGAAUUGGAGAGGCUAUUUGAAGCCACAGUGGAGUGUGUGAAAAUUCACGAUAGCGAGGAUCCUAAUUUUGGCAGUGAAUUGAAGAUGCGGCUGGGCGGGCUUCACAAGAUUGCUACGGAGGGGCCUUGCAGAGAACCGCCGCCAAUGGCUCUGAAGAUCUCUGCUCGAGCUAAAUGGAAUGUCUGGAAGCAGCUGGGGAACAUGACCCCUGAGAUGGCUAUGGAGAGCUAUAUCAACCUUGUUUCUGAAAACAUUCCUGGUUGGAAGCCCAAAACUACUCCAGUAAAUAGCUAUCAAGAUGCUUCUCGCACUCACGAAUUCGAGAAAAUAGCUUCCGAAACGAAACCAAUUUAUUGAAGGGAGAAAAAACACACUCUUGUGAUGUCCAAUGCUGAUUGCUUUUCGUUUGUUGAUUCUUCUACUGGAACUGCAACAGCAGGGAGUCUGAAUAACUGAAGCCUUCCUUGUGUCAACUGCAGGCGAUGCAACUCAGUACUGAGGAAGCUCUAUGGUGUCAAAAUUCAGUUUGUAUAUUCGUCCUAAGCUUUGAUUUUGUCCAGUUAUUUCUUGGCCAUUUGGCUCAUUUCAUUUGGUUGCAUUUUGAGAACCUAUAACAUUAUUUUACAAUCCGUCCUAGAGUUCUUUUUAUUAGCAAAUUUGAAGUUAUUUAUACAAGGUAUGAAGCUGUAAAUUCAAAAUAAUUCUUCUACCGUCAUAAGUUUGGAUUGAUAUGUUAAAGUACUUUGGAACAUUGGUUGAAAGGUACUAGUUGGCAAAUGAGCAACAAAAUUUGCUCUAACUUGUGUCAAUUCACAUUCAACCACCAAACUUCUAAUUUUAGGCUCUAUAUUAGCCAUGUUUUU
Molecule: messenger RNA, 1851 nt
Organism: Momordica charantia (bitter melon)
Lineage: Eukaryota; Viridiplantae; Streptophyta; Magnoliopsida; Cucurbitales; Cucurbitaceae
Product: acyl-CoA-binding domain-containing protein 3
Biological process (GO): fatty acid metabolic process
Molecular function (GO): fatty-acyl-CoA binding
Source: RefSeq, a predicted model, not a curated record